This is a messenger RNA of Solanum pennellii, 1872 nucleotides long. Its product is annotated as phosphoglycerate kinase, chloroplastic. Gene Ontology annotation, biological process: glycolytic process; gluconeogenesis. Gene Ontology annotation, molecular function: phosphoglycerate kinase activity; ATP binding; ADP binding. NCBI's taxonomy places the organism in Eukaryota, Viridiplantae, Streptophyta, Magnoliopsida, Solanales, Solanaceae. The record is from RefSeq and is a predicted model, not a curated record. The coding region runs from base 150 to 1598 and encodes 482 amino acids. Gene Ontology annotation, cellular component: cytosol. The transcript is spliced from 6 exons.
AUUAAACCUCAACCCCAAACUCAACGAUAAGAAAAAUCCCAUUUCCAACCUCUUGUAUUGCUAUAAUAUAAUAUAAUACAUCCCUCUCACCACUCUCAGCGGCAUUCGUUCAUUCAUUUCCACAAACACAAAAGAGAAAGAAAGAGAUAAUGGCAUCAGCUACUGCUUCCCACACUUUGUGCGGCAUUCCCACCACAUCAUCAUCCUCUACCACCAACAAGUCUACCACCUAUUCCUCUGCUCGCUUCCUCCUUAAAACUCCUCUCCGCCGCCUCGGUUUCGCCGGCGCUGUCGCUGAUCCUCUCUUCACCAACCACGUCGCGACCAAGCUCCGAUCUCUCAAGGCCUCCUCCAACCCUGUUAGGGCCGUUGUCUCCAUGGCCAAGAAGAGCGUUGGAGACCUUAGCUCUUCCGAUUUGAAGGGCAAGAAAGUCUUCGUCAGGGCUGAUUUGAAUGUCCCACUUGAUGAUUCACAGAACAUUACUGAUGACACUAGGAUUAGAGCUGCCAUCCCUACCAUCAAACACUUGAUUGCCAAUGGGGCUAAAGUUAUUCUCUCCAGUCACUUGGGAAGGCCAAAGGGAGUCACUCCUAAAUACAGCUUAGCACCCCUUGUCCCCAGGCUAUCUGAACUACUUGGAAUCCAGGUUGUAAAGGCUGAUGAUUGCAUUGGUCCAGAAGUUGACAAGUUGGUUGAUUCACUUCCAGAGGGCGGUGUUCUUCUUCUUGAGAAUGUAAGAUUCUACAAAGAGGAAGAGAAGAAUGAACCUGAGUUUGCAAAGAAACUUGCAUCAUUGGCAGAUCUUUAUGUGAAUGAUGCCUUUGGUACAGCUCAUAGAGCUCAUGCCUCUACAGAGGGAGUUACUAAAUUUUUGAAGCCUUCUGUUGCUGGUUUCCUUUUACAAAAGGAAUUGGACUAUUUAGUUGGUGCAGUUUCAACUCCAAAGAGGCCAUUUGCUGCUAUUGUGGGUGGUUCAAAGGUUUCAUCCAAGAUUGGAGUGAUUGAAUCACUUCUGGAGAAAUGUGAUAUAUUGCUUUUGGGUGGAGGAAUGAUCUUUACCUUCUACAAGGCUCAGGGUCUUUCAGUUGGUUCCUCCUUGGUUGAGGAAGACAAACUAGAGCUUGCAACAUCACUCCUGGAAAAGGCCAAGGCAAAAGGAGUCAGUCUCUUGUUACCAUCUGAUGUUGUGAUUGCAGAUAAAUUUGCUCCUGAUGCAAACAGCAAGAUUGUGCCGGCAUCUGCUAUCCCAGAUGGUUGGAUGGGGUUAGACAUUGGACCAGACUCUAUCAAGACUUUCAACGAUGCUUUGGAUACCACAAAAACAGUGAUCUGGAAUGGACCUAUGGGGGUGUUUGAAUUUGACAAGUUUGCUACUGGAACGGAGGCAAUUGCAAAGAAGCUAGCAGACCUAAGUGGGAAAGGAGUGACCACUAUCAUUGGAGGUGGAGACUCUGUUGCAGCGGUUGAGAAAGUUGGAGUGGCUAGCGUGAUGAGCCAUAUAUCCACUGGUGGUGGUGCCAGUUUGGAGUUACUUGAAGGAAAGGUGCUCCCUGGUGUCAUAGCUCUAGAUGAAGCUGACGCCCCUGUUGCAGUGUAAAACAAUUUGUACUAAAUUCUUUUUUCGGUCAACUUAACUUAAUCAGCCAGUUGGGGAACAUUGAGUUGUUAAUGUUGUAGAUUUUCCAGGUGAUAUAAGGUCCUUCUUUCCCCAGCUAUUUUAUCUGUCUGAAUAAAGGGCGUGUGUGUAUGUAUAGACAGCGACAACUUUGGUUCAACUUGUUUAGAUGUAACAAGUGCACUUGACACCUCCUGCUCAUGACAUAUUUGUUGUGCACUUGGACAUGAAUUUUGAUGAAAAGAAAAAUUAAAAA